ACUCCGUAGGAGUAAGAUGCGUUCCAGCGUGCUUGUUCUAGUGAUAGUAGUCGUACUAUUUCACGCUCCUACUCAUGGCGAUCGAAGCUUAACGGCGGCCUUGGCACGCAUGCAAACCAUUAACGGGGCUAUGAUGCCAAACAUUCGUGAAUCGCUUGAUGACUGUGCGAUGCGUUACUACAAAUACGAUCAGUACGAACCUGUACGUAAACCCUUGGUACGACCGAGACAAACCGCACGACAGGUUCCUCAUCUGGCUGCCAUCGGAUGGACUGGUGCGAUAACGAAGUGGCGCUGUGCAGGAACACUCGUGUGGGAAAGCUUCAUAUUGACUUCCGCACGUUGUACGGUUGAUGAGAAUAAUGUGGCUCCCGAUGUGGCGCGAGUGGGAGAUGUGGAUCUCGGCAGUGAGGAAGACAAUCAGUACGUCCAGGAGUUGAAGAUCGCAGAGGUUAUUCGCCAUCCGGAGUUUAAAGAUGGAGAACGCGAUCACGAUAUUGCGCUGCUACGCCUCGAGACGAAUGUGACAUUGGACUCGACUGUUGUUCCGGCUUGCCUGUGGAAUCAAGAUGCGGUACACUACCGAGCGAUGCAUGUUACGGGCUGGCAAACUACCGAUCGAUCAGGGGGAUUGCCCAAGCUGUGGAAGGUAGAUGUUCGGCCAGCCACUGGGGAAUGCAAUGGAGCUAACAGUUCCCUACACUUUGCGUGUGUUGAAGGCAGCGAGCCACUAACUUGCUCAAGCCUCGAUGGAAAACUGCUGCAGGUUGAUCUGCAUCACAACGCAAAGAUGACUCCAUUCAUAGUCGGCAUAAGCUCCUCACCGAAUGGUUCUUGCGUUCCAAACGGGCCAGCAUCUUACACGAAGAUUUCAUCGUACGUAGCCUGGAUUCAGAAAACCAUUGAGUCUCGCGGAGAAUCGGCUUGGGGUUGGAAGUUUAAACCAGCAGAAUGUGCCCUGCGCUAUGUGCACCUUCGUCAGUAUGAACCCAACGUCGUCAUUGCCCGGACGGAAACACAAGAAACGGUAGAUCCUUCUCGGGCGACGAUGCAGAUACUGUACUCGGAGGCGGUCGUCGAGAUUCGCUUUUUCAGCUUUAUUAGCGUCUGCUUCGGCGUCAUCAUCGAUGAGCAGCAUGUGCUGACGUUAGCUCAGUGUACCACUCAGUAUGGACGACGCGCUAAAGCAGUGCGAAGCGAUCUAUUAGGGUAUACGGAAAAGCCCGUUGUAGACCAUUUCAACCAUCCCGGUUAUAUAGAGGGAGAGCAUCGCAAUAAUAUUGGCAUCUUGAAGAUGCGCGAUCGAUUCGAUUUUCGUGACACACUCGUCCCAUACUGUAUUGGCCAUGAAGCGGAACUGCCCCUGAGUGAAGUGAAGGUCGCUGGCCAAGGUCGCUGGGAUUUGAAUUUCUUCAGCGAGCACAACAAAUCGGUAAAUGUGUUCCAACCCAUGAUGGCUCAUCUGUUACCCCGUGCAGAGAUACUAUCGCCAGGCAACUGUUCCUACCGGGACGACAUUAAGGUUGGACUUCCGGGGGGGCUUUUCGAGGAACAUCUGUGCUAUGGUAAUGAGCAGUACAUAGUGCCAGAAACGUGUAGUCAAGACUUUGGUCGACCGAUCGGUGGGUUCGUUGAGCGGUUUGAUAAGACCUUCCGCUACGCGUAUGCGUUGACAUCGUUCGGACAGGACUGUGGUUUCGGUUCACCGGCUGUUGGUGUACGGUUGGCGCACCAUGCUCACUGGAUCAAAUCGAUUAUGCUGCCAGACUAUCGGAAGGAUAGUGGAUCGGUUUUCUUUAUCAAUUCGGAUUUGCUGGAAGGAGAUACGUGUCGGCAUGUUGAUGGUGCCGGUGGCACCUGUGUAGACGCUAGCCGGUGUCCUGCCAUUCGGUACGGUUUCUCUGUUAACCGUCAGGUGGUGUUUUGUACUGGAGCAUCGAUCGUCUGCUGUCCUUAUGAAAAUAUCGUGAACGAAACGUCAGCAGCGGGAAGAGAGCUGGACGAUUGCGCUGGCAUGUAUCGUGAGGAACGUGACCGAACAGCGGCAAUGAUGUACAGUAAUGGACCCGUCCAGGAUGACAAUCCACAUAUGGUACAAUUAGGUACAGAAAAUUCGGAUGGACAGAUGCGCUGGAACUGUCGCGGUACAAUCAUCAGCCGAACGGUUGUUGUAACCGGGUGCCAAUGUUUGUUGAGCCAAGGCAGUAAACCAAUGGCUGUUCGGUUAGGAAUGUCCGAGACGGCAUCAUCCGUGGAGGUGAAGGAAGUCAUCUAUCAUCCCGACUACACUAAUACCACCAAGCAGUUUGAUGUGGCUUUGGUUCGGUUAAAGAGCCCAAUUGAUACAGCAGCAUCGGGCAAGUUUCCGGCAUGCCUCUGGACUAAUCAAACGCACACACCGUUCAAGAUGAUUCAGACUGUGAUCAACGAAACGGUCGAUGAGUACACUGAUGUGACGGCAAAGUACAAUUCGGAUUGUGCCUGGUCGGCUGGAAACGCCAUCAGCCAGAGCCAAUUGUGCGUAGCGAUGGGGCAGGAAAACAACAUCGUUUCCAGUGGGGAUCCACUGUUUUGGUCGAACGGCGGACAAGAUAAUGAUCAGCGUGUUGAGUAUCUGGUGGGAAUGACAAGCUAUUCGGCGGCGAAAGAUAAAUCGAUCCAUGUGCACAGCCGUAUGUCCUGGUUCGCCAGCUGGAUCAAGAAUAUCAUAUAGAUUGUAGACAUAAGGUUAUCAAUUUCUUGAGAUACGCAUGUUCUUAGAAUGAUCCGAUUUUACCAUUUUCAAUUAAAAAAAAAAUUGCUUGACAUAAACGGAGGAAAAAAGGAGCAUCAAUGUGUAGCUAUUCCAUGAAGAAUAGAAUGCCAUGAUAGAAAGGGGCUAAUCUCUGACUAUACCUCUGGGGCGAUAAUAUUUUUUUACAACCUAAAGGAAACACCGAAUAAUCAAUAAAUAAAUGCACGAAGAUCAGA
Molecule: messenger RNA, 2970 nt
Organism: Anopheles aquasalis
Lineage: Eukaryota; Metazoa; Arthropoda; Insecta; Diptera; Culicidae
Biological process (GO): proteolysis
Molecular function (GO): serine-type endopeptidase activity
Source: RefSeq, a predicted model, not a curated record